AUGAAAAACGAACCAAGUGGCAGUCAUCGUUACAACAGUAAUGACAAAAAUAAACAAAAUAGCAACAAUAAAAACAACAAUAAUGCUGAGAAGAGUUACUACGACUUUAGCAGAGCAGACAACAACAACAACGACGACGACGAUGUCAAUUCACCACCAUCGACCUCAAACAACUUCAACUUAACCCACAAACCUCCAUCGAAGCCUUCUUACAAAUCCAGGGUUUGCCACUUUUACAGUGACAACAAUGAUAAAAGUGGCGCGUGUAAAAUCGUUGUCAACACAAAAUCAUUCCCCAAUAUAGACUCAUUAAAAUCAGAGUUGACGAAAAAAAUUGAAGGAUUGCCGUUUGGAGUGAGGAAAAUCUUCACUCCCAGGUGCAGAAAUGAAGUGCAGUCGCUUGAAAAUUUGAAGAGUGAGGGUCACUACGUGUGCACGUCAUCAAACAAACCACCAACGUCAUCGUCGUCAAAUGUCCUCGUGAACAGGACGAUGGAAAGGAGAGUGUGGUACCCGAACAAGCGAAGGUUGAGUGGAAGCAAGGAGUUGAAAAAACUCGUGUCCAAUGACGAACUGCACAGGUUCAAUGAAAAAAGUAUUACCUACAACAGAUCAGGUGAGACAUCGACAAGAUCAAACCAGCAGUUGAUGCAACAACCACUGCAACAACAUGAUGACCACGGUAGAGUGACCAUCUGCUUGUUUGGCAGCGAGAACAAUAAAAAGUGUCAGGUAGUGCUGGACAAAAGGAAUUCAACUCUAAAUGACCUCUUGAGGAAUCUUUCCAUAAAGUUCAAACUUCCUAUUUAUAAAAUCAUCGAUUCCGACGGCACGAAGAUCCAAGUGAUUUCGGAAUUGUUUCAAAAAGACGGAAGAUUCGUAGCUGUCCCGAACGACAAAUUAUCGCGAUCUCUGUCCAACCUCUCGCAAGAUUCCAGCCGACAGACCAGAAGGAUCCCUUUCAACGAGCCACAAAACAAUAAAAUAUCUCAAUUCAAAAAAGCUUCCAAUCCCAUCGAAAAAGAAAAAGACUUGUACAGAAUAACCGUGAAAACGAACGAGUUAUCAUUGGCAGAUUACUUGAACAAACUGACCAUUACAAUCUACGGAGACCUGAAAACGUCGGUGAAGUUUGAUUUGAUGUCGUCUCUCGAGGAGAAGAAAUUCAAAAAAAAUUCACUCGACGUGUUUGAAUUCAGAGACCGACCGAUCGGUGAACCGUUCAAGAUUCGUCUUGAAAUCGACGAGAGUGUGGACGGGAUGAAGUUGGGAUGGUACUGCGAUGAAGUGACCGUUCGGCUGAACAAUUCGGAGCAGCUGCUGUACCACUUCCCUUGCAGACGCUGGCUCAGCAGACAAGAUGAUGACUGGCAGCUCUACAGGGAAGUUCCCGCUCUUCAUAAAAUGACCGGUGUAUUGCCGGUCGUCAUCUACCGUCUGUCCGUGUCGACUGGGGACGUAUGGAGGGGAGGAACGAACAGGGAUGUGCUGGUGAAGAUGAUUGGUGAGUGUGGUGACACUGGAUGGAGAGUUUUACGUCAUCCGUAUCUCGACAAACCAUUCGUCAUGGCCAUGACAACGGUGUUCAACGUUGAGGCAGUUAUGUUGGGCAACAUCCGCAACAUGUUGAUUAAACUUGGUAACAUCAGCCACAACAAAAACAACAACAUAGAUGAGAAAAUAAAUAAUGCUAACAACAAAAACGUGUAUAACAACAACAGCAACAACAAGAAGACGACAACUAACAAGCAAAAGAUAGCAACAUCAAAUGAUGAAUCUUGGUUUCUCGAUGAAAUCGUCAUUUCCUGCUCCAUCCCACACGUCGUGAAGUGGAUCUUUCGAUGUUACGAGUAG
Molecule: messenger RNA, 1854 nt
Organism: Helobdella robusta
Lineage: Eukaryota; Metazoa; Annelida; Clitellata; Rhynchobdellida; Glossiphoniidae
Exons: 7
Coding region: 1-1854 (617 amino acids)
Biological process (GO): intracellular signal transduction
Molecular function (GO): protein binding
Source: RefSeq, a predicted model, not a curated record